ACCUUGGUCAACUCAACUAGUAUUGAGCACUUAUGAAAGGAAUACUCACACGAUAACAUUUGUCACGCACUUUCGAAGCUAAAGCGUUCAAUAUGACGUAAACCGAAGAUGUAUUUCGUAUCGACUCCUUCCGGCGUUUCUCCUCUGACAGGGCACUAGUUAGCAUUAGCUCCACCGUAGCUAACGCACUGUCAUGUCUUUACCUUUUAAGGGGCAGCAGAUGCUGAUUUCCUCGGAUUCGCGAGUGGGCGAGAACAGGGGUUGGGUUCCGAAAUUACAAUCCACACUGAACACAACUGGACGUUUUUAAAGCGUGUUCCUGUCUGUCAUCUCUGUUGUUGAUCAGAGAGGGAACACCUCUCUUCCGGUCGGAGACGAUGACGCACAGGAAACAAUAGCAAAUUAGAGGAAGUGGAGACCGACUUUGAAAGUAAAAGCAUGAUGUUAGGUGAUGCAGGACUCGCCGUGCGACUACAACUUGUAUCGCAAGAAACUUGGCUUGUCAGGACAGAUUCAGCUCUAAAUUGAAGUUGUGGGUUGUGUUCAACAUUUAACGUUUAUAUAUAGUUUUAGAGCCGCAGAAGAAGAAGCAACAGUAAAUGAUGUGGACUUCUUAAUUCACGGUUAAUAUUUCUUGAUAUUUCAUUGUUAUUUUCGAACUUCUAUGCGCUAAUUUAUGUUGUUUUGUUUUUCCCAAAUCGUCUAGUUCUUUCACUGUUCUGUCCUCGUGAAAGCCCGACAAUGACCACAGUUUGAAUGAAUACUGAGUCGAAAUCAGCUAUUAAAAACAGACCCACCGCGAAACACUACUCAACUUAAGGAGUUGUCAUUCGACUGUUUCCCCAGGUGAAGGUCCCGCACAGAGACAACGCUUUGGCCCCUCACGAACAGUGGGUGGUGCGUUGACACACAGCCAUGAAAGGCUGGAAUUGACGUGAGAGCAGUCGAGCCGCAUCUGCUGGACCGGGACCCGAGAGGUCUCGUCUGGAAAGGCGACCGAGGCAUCAAGAGCUUCUACCGCUCGGUCACGAUUUCGGCGCAGACCACCGAGACACACCGGGUCCAACUGCGGCCCAUCACUGCCUCCCCGCGCGUCGACCUGCAGGAAUGAUGACUUCAGAGAUGUGUGUUUUCACGCUGCUUCUAUUAUUCAACACCGCCACCGUGAUGUCAUCUUCGGAGCUCACAUUUGGCAUGCCAAAUGUUUGUGCUGACAAGCAGAUGUCCGUUCUUGGUUCGCGCCAGCCAUGUGUUCAGGCUUUUACCCGCCUUGUGAAGGUGUGGAAGCAGGGCUGCCCCAGCCAACGAUGGUGUACUGCCUUUGAAAGAAGGACAGCCUACUACACGACCUACAGGAUGGUUUACCACAUGGAUCUGCAGCCUGUGUACAAAUGCUGCCCGGGAUGGAGUCCAAGUGGAGAUGAGCUGGGAUGCCUGCGCAGGGCUUGCAGCUCCAACACAUGCUUCAACGGAGGUCAGUGUGCUGAAAGUGGAGAUCUUACAUGCCAGUGCCCGGCAGGCUUCAAGGGGCCUCGCUGCCAGUAUGAUGUAAAUGAAUGUGAAGAGGGAGAAGGCGGCUGCGACGGCUCCUGCUGCAACACCAUCGGAAGCUUCUUCUGCAGAUGUCCCGAGGGCAGUCGACUAGGAGCAGACGGAAGGUCGUGCCAUGAUGUUGAUGAAUGUCAGGAGGUGAAUGGAGGCUGUCAGCAAACCUGCAUCAACACUCGAGGCUCCUACUACUGCGCGUGCAGCGAAGGCUUCCGCUUGCACACAGAUGGACGAACCUGCAUUGCCGUCAACUCCUGCUCUGUUCUAAAUGGUGGAUGUGAGCACAAGUGUGUCGACAUGGGCACCAAUCACUACAAAUGCCAGUGUCGAGAGAACUACCAGCUGAAGAGAGACGGCAGACGCUGUGAAGUGAGAGACCCUUGUGUCGAGAUGAACGGCGGCUGUAGCCAGUUGUGUCACUCUGACGAAGGGCAGGUCCGCUGCAGCUGUGGUCCUGGUUUCAGUUUGGCACCAGACUUCAGCAACUGUGAGGACGUCGAUGAGUGCACCUCAGGGGAAGCCGAAUGUUCCCAUGGAUGUGUCAACGUGUUGGGGUCCUUCCACUGUGUCUGUCAUCCCGGCUUCGAACUCGGUGCAGAUGGAAAACAAUGUUACCGCAUCGAGAUGGAGAUUGUCAACAGCUGUGAGAGGAACAACGGUGGCUGUUCUCAUCACUGCGAGCACACCACAAACGGACCUGUCUGUUCUUGCAACCAAGGCUAUCAGCUGGACAAAGACAGGAAGACUUGUGUAGACAGUGAUGAGUGCCACAGUGGUGAGUCCUGCUGCAGUCACUUCUGCAGGAACUAUCCUGGAGGCUACGAGUGUGAAUGCAGAGUCGGACACAGACUGAACCCAGAUGGUUGUGGCUGUGAUGAGAUUGAUGAAUGUCUGGCCCAGACGUCAGGCUGUGAGCACUACUGUGCCAAGACCCGGGGAACAUACGAGUGUUUCUGUCGACUUGGCUUCCGCUUGGACGAGGACCAGCACUCCUGCGUCUCUCUGUAUGGCAGUGAAAAGGAUGGCGCCGAUGGUGAGGAAGAGCAGGAGGAUAGACCAGGGGUCCACAGGUUACCAGACCUGCUCUACCGUGGGGUUCCUCAGCUGCUGCACUAUACAGCAGCCUUGAACUCGGCAUCGGACUCGGUGGAGGAUGAUGAAGCAGAGAGUCAGAGGGAGCGCAGAGGAGAACUCCGACUGGACAGCCAAAUAGUUUGUCUUGAAGGCUCGUUCGGACCUGACUGCCGUUUUACCUGUGAAGACUGUGUGAACGGAGCCUGUAGAGAAGACAGGGAUCGUUGUGAAUGUUCGGCCGGCUGGACAGGGACCGCCUGCAAUGAGACUUGUCCGCAGGGAACUUUUGGGCCGGCCUGUAACAGCCUCUGUGGCUGUCAGAAUGGGGGCACGUGUGACCCCGUGACCGGGAAGUGUGUGUGCCCACCCGGGGUGCAGGGGCUGCUCUGCGAGGACGGUUGCCCAAGAGGCUUUUUUGGGAAGCUGUGCACUCGGAGGUGUAACUGUCCCAACAAGAGCCCAUGUCAUCGUCUGUAUGGAGCCUGUCUGUGCUCGCCUGGACUCUACGGCCUACGCUGCCACCUAGCGUGUCCCAGGUGGACUCACGGCGUGGGCUGCUCCCAAGAAUGCCAUUGUGCACAUGAACAUUCCACUGGAUGUGACCCUAAGACGGGGAUCUGCGUCUGUAAGCCGGGAUACCAGGGGCCCCAGUGUGAGAAAGAAUGUGAGCCAGGUUUCUUCGGGGAAGGCUGCUCACAUCUCUGCGACUGUCCUGGUGGAGGCUCAUGUGAGCCAAGGACUGGCGUGUGCAAGCAGUGCCCUGCCGGUUUCCAUGGUGACCGCUGCGCUACAGUUUGUCCUGCAGGGAGGUUUGGGCAAAACUGCAGCCAGCUGUGCCAGUGCACCAGAGCCCAUGAGCAGUGCGACCCCUGGAGUGGAUUGUGUGGCUGCCUGCCCGGCUACUAUGGGCCAACAUGCGAGCUGCGAUGUCGAACAGGAACGUUUGGGAGCAACUGCAAGUCGCGUUGCUUCUGUGCAAAUGGCGGUCGCUGUGACUUCAGAACUGGAGCCUGCCACUGUCUACCGGGCUUCAUUGGCACAGACUGCAGCUUGAAAUGUCCACGCGGGUUUUAUGGGAAAGACUGUGCGAAGAUGUGCUCCUGUGGUGAAAAGGGGACGUGCCAUCCGACAAACGGGAGGUGUCUCUGUGCUCCUGGUCGAAUGGGUCCAUCCUGUCAACAUGAAUGUCUGGGAGGGCGCUAUGGAGUGCAGUGCAGGAGCACCUGCAGCUGUCUCAAUGGUGCCAUCUGUGACCCGGCAGACGGAUCCUGCAAAUGUGGACUGGGUUGGUCUGGACCUCACUGUAACACAGCAUGUUUGGUGGGGAAAUAUGGUCGCAACUGUGCUCAAGACUGCCUCUGCCAGAAUGGUGCCACCUGCGAUCGCUUCAUGGGAACUUGCACUUGUUCUGCUGGAUACUUCGGCCACUCUUGUCAACACGUCUGCCCGGCUGGGUUUUUUGGCUUGAACUGUGCCAAAACCUGCGACUGCAAGUCAGGACAACCAUGUGACCCGGUGACAGGAAUAUGUGUUUGUCAACCAGGGUACUAUGGAGCUCAGUGCCAAAACAGAUGUGAAGCUGGCAAGUUCGGAGCGAAUUGUGAAAGGUCGUGUGAUUGUGCUGAGGGUGCACCAUGUGACCCAUCGACAGGAAAGUGUGUCUGUUCUCCAGGGAAGACCGGAGCAAGAUGUGAAAGAGACUGUCAGGGUGACACGUUCGGUCCCGGCUGCUCUCUGCCGUGCCGGUGUUCCAGCGGCAGCCGCUGUGACGGGGUGACCGGACGAUGCCAGUGUCCACGCUCAUGGCUGGGACCCACCUGCACUGAAGCGUUCCAGACCUCAGGUCUGUCGAGUGGCUCCACGUCCCAGAGACAGAGACGAGCAGGCAGCAAAACCACAUAACCCAAGCAGAGGUGCAAACUCCCGACUGGACGUUCCAACAUGGGCCUGGGCCUUCUGAUCAUCUUAGACAAGCUGAUCUGGUAUCACUCUGUUUUCGGAGACGUGGCACUCGGCUGUCAGAACCUGACCUUCCAUCACUGAGUCUGGAGCUCAAGCUAAUCAACGAGGGGGCCACCAAGAAACGCAAACUCUCAGGCUGCACACACCAGCGCUGGCAUCUCGUAGUGUGUGUGUGUGUGUGUGUGUGUGAGUCUGUAAAGUUAAGCAGAUACACCCUGAGCGCAGUCGAAGUGAUGGGCAGAACAUGUUCUAUAAUCUGGCAGCAGAAUCAGCCCGUCACCAGACACUCUGGCAUUGACCCACUUUGCAUUUCUUCGUAUCAAUGACUGUAAAUUCUAGACUAUACAGCGCACCAGAAAUCAGCCCCACCCACAACUGAAGGAAAACAGCUGUUGUCCGUAUCUGUUAUUAACAUUAAAAUGCUCCAAAUGUGUCCCAAGCUCCGCCACCACAGCUGCUCUCAGCUGCUGCUUCUCCUCUCCGCUCCUCCAGGAGAGCGGCUCUGUGGGCGGAGCUUUAAGGUCAAUGACACACCUGUGAUGUCGUCACUUUGAUGUGACCAGGCUCAGUAUUUUGAGGCUCUUCACCUUCUUCUGCCGCUUAUCUGGGGUCAGGUCGCGGAGGCAGCAUUCGGAGCAAGGAAGCCCAA
Molecule: messenger RNA, 5233 nt
Organism: Synchiropus splendidus (mandarinfish)
Lineage: Eukaryota; Metazoa; Chordata; Actinopteri; Syngnathiformes; Callionymidae
Gene: megf6
Product: multiple EGF like domains 6
Exons: 27
Coding region: 1108-4524 (1138 amino acids)
Molecular function (GO): calcium ion binding; protein binding; scavenger receptor activity
Source: RefSeq, a predicted model, not a curated record